GACACGCAAACUUUAACGAGGUUCGAAGGUGGGGUAAUCCUUCUACGUCCUCAAAAUCCACUAUGUAGUUGGUUGUUGAAUAAUGAACCAACAAUUACACUUGUGUGAAUUNUAUAUCUUCGCAAGACCAAUGUUGCUACUGCACUCGUGCUGGCUUUGUUGUUCCUUCGAAGAAGGAAGGAUUAACUCUGUUCCAAACCACGGGCGACUGCUUCUUCUUCUCCGAUCAUCUCAGCCCCAACUCGCCAGAAGCAUACAUCACUCUCGCCUAAAUUCUCAGGCACACAACUCUUUUCGUUCCAUUUCUUAUUUUUCACACCGCCACUUCUCUCCUCCCCAAACCCAUACGCCGUUCCGUUGUUUUUCCUCUCCUGACCUCGCCGCCGAUCGCACAGACCUGCCGGAUCAGAUCUCUAUUUUGUCUGAUAUUUUCUCUAAACCGGACAAAAGCAGUGUGGAUAUCCGGCUUGAUUUGGAGUCCACCGAUGUUGCAAUAACUCACGAUUUGGUGCUUAGGGCUUCGGAGAAUCAGGGAUUUGCCCCUGAAUCUGCUCUCAGGUUGUUUGAUUGGGUUGUAGAGAACGAGAGUGAGAGAUUGAGUUCUAAGUCAUAUAAUCUGUUGCUAGAGAUACUGCUUGAAAAUGGCAGUGUGAAUGAGUUCUGGGAAACGGUUGAUGUUAUUAAGAAGAAAGGGUAGGGAGUGUCUAAGGGUGUGUUUGAUAUGGCUUUGGUAAAAUUUGAGAAGAAGGGCUAGCCGACGAUGUUCAGAAGCUGAGCCAGUUGUAUGCUCUUCGAUCGACAGAUAAUUCCGUCGACGAGGUUAGUACAAGGGCAUGUAAGAUCAUACGCGGUAAUGUCGUUUGGGAUGAUAAUGUGGAAAAAUAGCUUCAGGAUUUCAACUAUACUAGUGAUUCGGUUUCCAUGGUAUUGGUGAGUCUUGAACAUGAAAUCCAUAAAGGUACGAUCUUUUUCAGGUGGAUCAAAGAGUGUGGUUUGUUUAAACAUGAUGGUUGUACAUAUAAUGUGAUGGCGAGAAUUUUAGGUAAGAGGGGCUCUAUAGAGAUUUUUUGAAAGGUUAUGGGUGAAAUGCGAGAUGCUGGGUAUGAAAUUGAAACCUCAGCAUACCGUGAAGUCUUUAAACAUUUUGCUACUAAGUAAAUGAUCAAAGAAGCUGUCGGGCUCUAUGCGUAUGCAAUGGAAGGUGCAAAGUAACCAUCUCAGCGAGAUUACAUCUUUCUUUUGAAGAAAAUAUUUGUUGGCAAGGAUCUUGAUAUGGAUCUGUUCUAAAAAGUUUUGAGGGUUUGUAAAGAAAGCGGGAAAUUGUUAGAAAGAUCCACUCUUGAUUCUGUUCUGAAGUCAUUGUCCAGUAAUGGAAGAUGGGAAGAAUGCAAUAAGAUAAUGAAAGCAUUGAAAAGUGUUGGCAUAACACAUGGCCACUCCCAGCAGAGUAAGAUUGCGUAUUAUCUCAGUUUGUAUGGAAAGAACGACGAGGUAGAUGAGUUAGUAACCGAUAUGGAUUCAUCAGGUUCGGGUUUGAGUUAUAAAGCAUGGGCAUCUUUAGUUGAUGGAUACUGUAGAGCCGAUAAUCUUAGCAAAGCCUCAGAUGUGCAUGAGAGAAUGAUCACAAAAGAAGGGCCUUCUCGUGCUAAGAGGAAGCAAGAAUCGUCUCUUUCGGCAUAUUGUCGCAAGAGUUGAGCUGAAGAUACGGUUUUAAUAGGAUUCUUUAGGUUGCUACAUGUAAUUAGAGCAUUUUAUUUCUGAGUUCGGCUUGCAUUGAGUGCCUAUUGAUUCAUCUUUUUCCACAUGAACUUCAGCUUCUUAUUACAGUGAUCUGUUGUUCUAAAUAUAGACUUACAACCAUC
Cuscuta campestris is the source of this 1862-nucleotide messenger RNA. NCBI's taxonomy places the organism in Eukaryota, Viridiplantae, Streptophyta, Magnoliopsida, Solanales, Convolvulaceae. The record is from the annotation of a GenBank genome assembly.